GAACCUUUUUACAGAAUUAAAUAACAAUUGUAUUUUGGGAAAAAAAGACAAUGACGAAGAUUCUUACUAUUUUUCGAUUUACCUUUUUAUGGAGUCAAUUGUUUCAAAUAUGUGUUACUUCACAAUGUGAGAUGUCAGGCAUGCAAACGUCCAUGAAAAAUAACAUGAGGUUUAAAUUCACCUUUAAGACAUUCAGUACAAUGGGAAGAAAAAUGUGCAUAAAGAAAUGCCUUAAUUAUCCAUCUUGUCUUUCAAUUAAUUUUGAAAGAGCACACCUGAAAUGUGAACUUAUUCAGUUUUCAAGCGAAGUCAAUUCCCUGUUUUUAUUGGAAGAAUCUGGAUUUGAACACAUUAUUAUCAAUAAGACGAACACAUCACUAAAAACUGAAAAGAAAUCCACAUCUUUACCAGGAAAGUGCAAUGAAAUCAAUUGUGAACAUGUAACAACACGAUCAGGACAAAGUUUCUGUUUGCAGGAAGGUAUCCGUUCAGCUUAUGGAAACUUCGCACAAAACAAGUCUGUUGCCUCCAGUUCUGUUUUUGGCGAUGACCAUGAGAAAUACAGUCCCAUGAGACUAACUGAUGGCGACCAAAGAGCAAUAAAUCCAUUCUGUGCUGCGACAAAGCCAGAGAGUAAUCCAUGGAUGAGAAUAGAUCUGGGCUAUACUUAUCAAAUAGAUCAUGUUCUUGUUUUCAAAGGUUGGUUUUGGGAUGAACCAUGUCAGACAUAUGAGGUCCGAGUUGGAGCAACGACAACUUGGAACGACAUGACGUCAUGUGGAGAAGGAUUACAAGCAAGAAAUGAAACUAUCGUCUGCAAAGACUGCCUACUUGGGCGUUAUGUCCAACUGCAACUGAAAUCAACAAAUAGCAACUGUUAUAUUGUCUUAUGUGAAAUGGAAGUCAUUGCAGCAGUUGUGUAA
Saccostrea echinata is the source of this 923-nucleotide messenger RNA. RefSeq lists its product as uncharacterized. The record is from RefSeq and is a predicted model, not a curated record. The transcript has 4 exons. The coding region runs from base 51 to 923 and encodes 290 amino acids. Lineage: Eukaryota; Metazoa; Mollusca; Bivalvia; Ostreida; Ostreidae.